This is a messenger RNA of Drosophila hydei, 10706 nucleotides long. RefSeq names its product voltage-dependent T-type calcium channel subunit alpha-1G (gene Ca-alpha1T). Gene Ontology annotation, molecular function: low voltage-gated calcium channel activity; voltage-gated sodium channel activity. The record is from RefSeq and is a predicted model, not a curated record. Gene Ontology annotation, cellular component: neuron projection; plasma membrane; voltage-gated calcium channel complex. Gene Ontology annotation, biological process: sodium ion transmembrane transport; calcium ion transmembrane transport; calcium ion import. Bases 167 to 9547 code for a protein of 3126 amino acids. NCBI's taxonomy places the organism in Eukaryota, Metazoa, Arthropoda, Insecta, Diptera, Drosophilidae. The transcript has 27 exons.
AUAUACACGCCUACAUAUAUAUAGAAAUAUAUAUAUACGAUUUUUUGUUGUUGUGUGCGAGCGAGAAAGCUAUAGACCAAAGAACAAAGAAAGCAAAUAAAGCAAGCAGUCAGUCAACAUGGAAUGACCCAAGCUGCUUGUGCUGGAACACACACGUUGUCGGAAGAUGCUGCAACAGCCAACAGCAGCAACAGCAGCAACAGCAACAGCAGCAACUGAAGUGGCAACAGCAGCAGCAACAAUUGCUGCAACAGCUGCAACAGGCAAUGGGCAGCGACGUCGCGUGGCAGCUAGCGACAGCUGCAGCACUUACAAUAAAAGCAACAACAAACUAAAGCCACAGCCAAUGCAUUCCAACGAGGAGCCGCCGACGUCGGUGAUCGUCGACGGCGGCAAUCAGCAGCAGCAGCAAAAGCUGCGACGCAGCGCCAGCGCCAGCGGCAGCAGCGGACAGCAGCAGCGGCUGCGCAAGACUAGUUCAUGCAGUGCCAGUGCCAGUGCCAAGGCCACGCCCACGCCGCACACGCGCCGCCCACACAGACAGCAUUCAAAUGCCUCCGACUCGAUGCACAAGCAACAGCAGCAACAGAAGCAACAGGAGCCACAGCAGCAACAGCAACAGCAACAGCAACAAUCGCGUCGUUAUCAGCCAGCUGGACGCGCUAGCAGCAAGGAGCGCACUGAGGCGGCGCGUAGGCGUGGCACACGUCGUCACAGCGGCGCCUCCACGCUGAGCGAGGCAACGGCUGGCGCAGCCCAGCGUCGCACACGCGACACGGCCCGAGACUCGGCCGGCAGCUCCUCGACGGCAUCCAGCUGCAACGGCAGCUGCAGCUCCGACGAUGGCGACUCAACGCAUUCGUCCUCCUCCUCGUCCAGCUCGUCGGGCGAACCGAAUCUGCCCUACCCAGGCUUCCCAGAGAUUGCCAUGAAGGCGCUCACACAAUACACACGGCCGCGCAACUGGUGCCUGAUGCUCAUCACCAAUCCGUGGUUCGAGCGCAUCUCGAUUCUGGUUAUUCUGCUGAACUGCAUAACGCUGGGCAUGUAUCAGCCCUGUGUAGACGAUACCUGUUUGAAGCCGCGCUGCAGAAUAUUGCAGAUAUUCGAUGACAUCAUCUUCGCCUUCUUCGCCCUGGAGAUGACCAUCAAAAUGGUGGCCAUGGGCAUGUGUGGCAAGAACACCUAUUUGGCCGACUCGUGGAAUCGAUUGGACUUCUUCAUUGUGCUGGCCGGACUGCUGGAGUAUGUGAUGCAUGUGGAGAACUUGAACUUGACAGCGAUACGCACGAUACGCGUGCUGCGGCCACUGCGCGCCAUCAAUCGUAUACCCAGCAUGAGAAUUCUGGUGAUGCUGCUGCUGGAUACGCUGCCCAUGCUGGGCAAUGUGCUUCUGCUCUGCUUCUUCGUCUUCUUCAUCUUCGGCAUCAUCGGCGUGCAGCUGUGGGAGGGCAUACUGAGGCAGCGCUGCACACUGGAGCGACCCGAAGGCAUGAUCUAUCCCAUAACGGGACUACCUGAAGUGUACAGAGUUCGAGUCCGUGUUAACUCCCUCUCGCAAUACUAUGAGUUCUCCAAGGAUCAGGACUACAUUUGCUCAACGCCCGAGGAUUCGGGCAUGCAUCUGUGUGGCAACUUUCCGCCGUAUCGCAUCGGAUCACUGGUCUGCAGUGAGGAGGCCAAGCUACUGGACCUGAAUGAGCCAACGAAUACGUCGUGCGUGAAUUGGAAUCAGUAUUAUACGACCUGCAAGCAGAGCGGCGAGAAUCCCUUUCAGGGCACCAUAUCCUUCGACAACAUUGGCAUGGCCUGGGUGGCCAUAUUUCUGGUCAUCUCGCUGGAGGGCUGGACUGACAUUAUGUACUACGUGCAGGAUGCGCACAGCUUCUGGGACUGGAUCUACUUUGUGCUACUAAUUGUGAUUGGCUCGUUCUUCAUGAUCAACCUGUGCCUGGUCGUCAUUGCCACCCAGUUCUCGGAGACCAAGAAACGUGAGAUGGAGCGCAUGCGGCAGGAGCGUGCACGAUACACGUCAACCUCGACGCUGGCGAGCAGCACAAACAACUCAGAGCCGGCCACAUGCUACGCCGAGAUAGUCAAAUACAUCGCCCAUCUGUGGCGACGCUUCAAGAGACGAAUGUUAAAGAAGUACAGAUUAUAUAAGUAUCAGCGGCAACAGCGUCGCGAGGGUCUGCUACCCAAUGCUGAUAAUCUGACCUUUUCGCCGUCGCGCAUCAAGUGCCAUCAUCCGAAUUGUCCCAAAUACAGUAAUCGCAAGCCGUCCAGCAUACAGGAUCAGAUGAUUACCGUUAUGGUGCCGCUUAAUUCCAACAACAAUAACAACAAUAGCAGCCACAACAACAGCAACAGCAACAACAACAGCAGCAGCAACAAUGGCAGCGGCAACGGUGGUGGAGUUGGUGGUGGUGGUGCUGGUGCUGGUGGUGCUGGUGGUGGAGCUGGCAACAGCCACAAUCACACCACUGUUGCAUUGAUUAAUGGCAUCAAUGGCAGCACCGCCAGCGUCUCGAUGGCCCAGCAGCAACAGUUGGUGGCAGGCGGCGCUGCGUCUCAGGCGCAACUCUCCUCGUCGGACAACACGGAGCAGUCGCUUGGCGAGGGCAGCGGCUCAGGCAUCGCUCGUCGCAGCUCCUCGAUGAAGAAACCCACCGCCCACCAUGGCCACAGUUUGCAGCUCAAGCCAGAGGCAACUGGCGGCGAGCAGAAGACAAUUCUGCUCAAGCUGCCACAACAGGUCAUCGACUCGGACCAAUUGAUCCUGCAGUUGGGAAAUUUAGGCAAGAGCCAUCCGUGCACCUCGGGCUUUCUGAGUCCGCCCACCUCGGCUAGCCGCCGUCCCUCGGUUAUGUUCAAUGAGUACGUGUUGCUGCAUACGCCGCCAGCUUUGAGCAGCGAGCCAACAGCAGCAGCAGCAGCAGCCGUCACAACAACAGCAACAGUUGUAGCAACAACAACAUCAGCAGCAGCAACAACCACAGCUGCAGCAGCAAUAACCACAGCAACAACCAACAAUGUCAGCAGCAGCGGCAACAUUCACUCCAUGGAAAAGAUGACACAGGCAGGUGACGGCAGCAUUUGGCAGGUGAAUCUACCGCAAAGCAUCGGCACCAUUGCCAAUCCGUAUGCCGAUUGCUCCGAACUGGGUAUACACGAUGCGAUGACCUGUCAAGAGCUUUUAGCAUUCUCUGUGGCAUUUUCAGCGGCAUUGCCGACGGGUCAAAGUACGCUCGAAUCGUUUUACUCAUCGCUGGCGCGCUGCGAUCCGCACACGGUCGAGGCGCUGAACAAGGUGCAGCAGCAGAAGCCAGCAGCAGCUGCAACAACAGCAGCAGCAACACCAGCAGCGGCAACACCAGCAACAGUUGCUGCUGCAGCUGAUAUACUCGACUCGAGUGCGGAUUUGCCGGCACCGGCUUUGAGCUUGGAACUGGCCGCUGUCUCGGCUGCCGUGCCCAUGGAGAAUCGGCGCAAGGAGCGCCAGCAAUUGCCCCACAACAACAACAAUAACAACAACAACAACAACAACAACAACAACAGCAAAAGCAAUCACAGCCGCAACACGGGCGGCGGACAACGUCAACAUGGUCGCAGCCACGCCCCCACCGGCAACUACAUGGAAGACUAUGCCUGCUGCUACGAUCUAUACCAGAAUGCACUCUCGCCCCUCGACGAACGCCAACGUCCACGCUCCCCAGCUCUGCGCCUGCUCAUCGCCAUCUAUCGCUGCCUGAUGCGCGUCUGCAGCUGGAUCCGUCGCUAUAUCAAGCGGCUCGUCGAGCACAAAUACUUUCAGCAGGGCAUCCUCUUGGCCAUAUUGAUCAACACUCUGUCGAUGGGCAUCGAGUAUCACAACCAGCCCGAGGAGCUAACGGCCAUUGUUGAGACGAGCAACGUUGUCUUCUCUGGCAUCUUUGCCGUCGAGAUGUUGCUCAAGGUGGUUGCCGAGGGACCCUUUCGCUACAUAGCCAACGGCUUCAAUGUCUUCGACGGCAUCAUCGUCAUACUCAGCGCCAUUGAGAUAUGUCAAACGUUCGCAGGCAAUGGCACUGGCGGCGGUGGUUCAGGUCUGUCCGUCCUUCGCACCUUCCGUCUGCUGCGCAUCCUCAAACUCGUUCGCUUUAUGCCCAAUCUGAGGCGGCAAUUGUUUGUCAUGCUGCGCACCAUGGACAAUGUUGCUGUCUUCUUCUCAUUACUCGUACUCUUUAUAUUCAUAUUCAGCAUACUCGGCAUGUAUCUGUUUGGCGGUAAGUUUUGUAAAUUUUUGGAUGAAUCCGGACUCGAACGCGAAUGCACGUGUCCCGAAAUAAUCAGCCGACAUCCGCAGUGUGAAUGCGAUCGCAAACACUUCAACAACAUUUUGUGGGCCACUGUCACAGUUUUCCAAAUACUAACGCAAGAGGAUUGGAACGUUGUCCUGUUCAAUGGCAUGGAAAAGACAAGUCAUUGGGCCGCAUUGUAUUUUGUGGCUCUAAUGACAUUCGGCAAUUAUGUGCUGUUUAAUUUAUUGGUCGCCAUUUUGGUUGAGGGAUUCAGUUCAGAGCGAAAUGAACGUCGCGAGCGCGAACAACGCGAAUUGGUAAAAAAACUGCGCGAAGAGACAUUGGCCGAAAAUUAUAGCGAUGGUAUGUACGAUGAAUCACGCAGCGAAGCGGAUUCAUCAACCACAAACGAUAGUUACUACGAAGUACGCAAUCGCUGGCGCAGUGCUGAGGAUGUGCGCAAGCUGCAGGAAUCAGCCGAGCUGAACAUCGAAACCAAGAGCAAUAUUCAUCGCCAGCGUCUGCUGCAGCCCAUUCAGGAUUAUCAAAUCAACGAGCUGCCCGCCCAAGGCGCCAGUUCUGCCUCGCUUGGCAAUGCCGGCGACAAGGAGGGCGACGCUAAGCCACGCGGUGGCCUCAAAAAGACAUACUCGAUCAAGGAGCGACGCAGCGAGGCGCCACGAAUAUCGAAAAUGCGACUCAUACGCGAUCCACCGCUCAUCACAACCACAGCGGCCACGCCUCAAGAUUCGCCCAGCACCACAAUGGAGCCGGGCAUGAGUUUCCGCCAAUGGGGCGACAUGGAGCCCGUGCCACCGUCGCCGUCGCUGCUGAAGCCACCGAACAUUUUCAGCGGUGGGCAGCGGACUCUCGACGAGGGCAUCCCGGCCAUAGAUCUCAUACCGCCAUCGCCGGUGCUGGCGCACAAGCCGCUCAACAUACUGAAUGCCAGCCAGUUGCAGGGACAUGCGGGAGCUGUGAGCGGUCUGGGUGGUGCAGGUGUUGGUGCUGGUGGUGGCGGCGGUGCUGGUGUGGCUGGCAGCAUGCACAGCGUCAUCAUCGAUGACAUCUCCAAGAAUUCCAGCACAGCUGCCGCAGCCCCGCCCAUCUAUGUGCCCACCAUAUCAUCGGCGGCAUCGACACUGCAGCCACCGACCGAGAGCCACAGCCACAGCCUCAAUCUAUCCGAACUGUCGCUCAGCUCGGCUGUGGGCGGCGCCGGUGGCAGCGUUGCCUCCACCAGCGGCAGCUCAUCCAGCGAACGUUUGCCGCUGGCACCGCCGAGCAGCUUCAAGCAGCGCUUCCGUCGCUCCAGCUCCAAGAAGCGGCCGAGCACACAGCGCGCCGACGAGCAGCACCUUGGCGACGAGGAGGAGCCACAGCUGAACAAUGGCAGUGGCGACAACAGCUAUUUGCUGCGCAGCAGCUCGGCCAUGGCAGCUGGCGCUACAGGUGCCAAGGACACGAAUCGCCUGAGUCCACAGAACUCGAUACGUCGCUUGUCCAAUACGCUGAGCAUCGGCAGCGGUCCGGGCAGUCGACGCGCCUCGGCCUGCAUCUUCAACUCGCAGGUCUAUCAGAAUCUCAACCAGCCGCCCAAGCUGAGACCGGGCGCUGGCCAGCGACGCAUGAGCUCCAUUGAGCUGGCGUUCAGCAAGACAUCGCACUUGAAUCUCCACAAUCUGGAGGCGAACCGCAAAUCGUUGUCGUACACCAAUUCGAAAAUCGAUCUGGACAAAUGGCAAAAGUCCUACAUGACCCUCAACGAACCGGACAUGCUGCAACAGUAUAUGGAGGCGCGGGACAAGCGCAAGAACUCCAUCAGCCAUUACAAUCUGAAGAAGCGACUCGAGGAGAAGGAGUUGCAACAGCUACAGCAGCUGCAUCAGCAGCAAUUGCAACAGCAGCAGCAGCAACAGCAGCAGCAGCCACAGCAUCCGCAGCAACUCGAAUCACAGCUGCCGCCACAGCAGCUGGCCAAGGAGCUGCAGCUGCUGUCUAUGCAACGACAUUCCAUGGUGCCGUGCGGCUCUAGCGGGGAGCACGUCUCGAAGCUCAAGAUGCUGAUACAGCGCCUGACGCCCAAGCACUUUACCGCCGAACGUGACUCCUACUCCAUGUACGUCUUUCCGGAGGAUAACAGGUUCCGGCAGAUCUGCACGUGGUUCGUGAACCAAAAGUGGUUCGACAAUGUUGUGCUGCUCUUUAUAGCGCUCAACUGCAUAACUCUAGCCAUGGAAAGACCAAACAUCCCUCCAAGCAGCACCGAACGAGUGUUCCUAGCAACAGCCAACUACGUGUUCACCGUCGUCUUUACUGUCGAAAUGUUCAUUAAGGUAGUUGCCACGGGCAUGUUUUAUGGCCCGGAUGCAUAUUUCACAUCCGGCUGGAAUAUAAUGGAUGGAUCUUUGGUUACAAUUUCGAUAAUUGAUUUGUUAAUGUCAUUGAUUAGCGAGUCGAGCCCGAGGAUAUUUGGGAUUUUAAGGGUGUUUCGUCUACUUCGUUCCCUACGGCCGCUGCGUGUGAUCAACCGAGCGCCGGGUCUGAAACUAGUCGUUCAAACGCUCUUAUCAUCCCUGCGUCCCAUCGGGAAUAUCGUGCUGAUCUGUUGCACCUUCUUCAUCAUCUUUGGCAUCCUCGGCGUCCAGCUGUUCAAGGGCACCUUCUUCUACUGCGAGGGCGAGAACAUUAAGAACGUACGAAACGCCGACGAGUGCCGUCGCAUACCGGGCAACGUCUGGACGAAUCGCAAAUAUAAUUUCGAUGAUCUUGGCAAGGCACUGAUGUCCCUCUUCGUGCUCAGCUCCCGCGAUGGCUGGGUCAACAUCAUGUACACGGGCCUCGAUGCCGUCGGCGUUGAUCAACAGCCGAUCGUCAACUACAACGAAUGGCGCCUGCUCUACUUCAUAGCGUUCAUAUUGCUGGUCGGCUUCUUUGUGCUGAACAUGUUUGUGGGCGUGGUCGUCGAGAACUUCCAUCGAUGCCGCGAAGAGCAAGAGAAGGAGGAGAAAAUCCGACGAGCCGCCAAGCGUGCGCUACAAAUGGAAAAGAAACGCCGACGCAUGCACGAGCCGCCCUACUACACUAACUAUUCGCCCACCCGAAUGUUCGUGCACAAUGUGGUCACGUCGAAGUACUUCGACCUGGCCAUAGCCGCCGUGAUUGGACUGAAUGUCGUCACCAUGGCCAUGGAGUAUUACAAGAUGCCCAUGGUGCUGCAAUACGCUCUGAAGAUCUUCAACUAUUUCUUCACAGCCGUCUUCAUACUCGAGGCAAACAUGAAGCUGGUGGCACUGGGCUGGCGUCUCUAUCUGAAGGAUCGCUGGAAUCAGUUGGACGUGGGCAUUGUCCUCCUCUCGAUAGUGGGCAUUGUCCUCGAGGAGCUGGAAACGAACAUAAUACCCAUAAAUCCGACGAUAAUACGAGUGAUGCGUGUGCUCCGCAUCGCACGGGUCCUCAAGCUAUUGAAGAUGGCCAAGGGCAUACGUGCUCUAUUGGACACCGUUAUGCAGGCCCUGCCCCAGGUGGGUAACUUGGGCCUGCUCUUCUUCUUGCUGUUCUUCAUAUUUGCGGCGCUGGGCGUGGAGCUGUUUGGCCGGCUCGAAUGCUCCGAUGAGAUACCCUGCCAGGGACUCGGCGAGCACGCGCACUUCGCCAACUUUGGCAUGGCUUUCCUCACAUUGUUUCGCGUAGCGACUGGCGACAACUGGAACGGCAUCAUGAAGGACACGCUGAGGGAUAACUGUGAUGACGCCGCCGAUUGCGUGCGCAAUUGCUGCGUCAGCUCAUUUAUUGCUCCCAUAUUCUUUGUGAUAUUCGUUCUUAUGGCGCAAUUCGUUUUGGUGAACGUCGUGGUGGCUGUUUUGAUGAAACAUCUCGAGGAGAGCCACAAGCAAAUGGAAGACGAGCUCGACAUGGAAGUGGAGCUGGAGCGCGAACUGGUGCGCGAACAGGAAUUUGCCCAGGAGCAAAAACUGUGCCAGCAGCUGGCGGAGGCGCAGGCCAAGCUGCCAGCACCGCCCAGACCCUUGGCCAAGGUCAAAUCCCUGCCCAAGAACUUCAUCUAUAGCACACCGUCGCUGGAAAAGAAAUUCCCGAGCGUCAGUCUAACUGGCAGCACCGCCAACAACAUAGCCGCUGGCGCAGGCCAACGUCGCCAGACCGUACAAUACUUCAAUCAGCAACAACAACAACAACACCAACAGCAGCAGCAACAACAACAAUUGAGCCUGGCCGAAAUGGGCAGCGCGCUGACGCCUCAGAGCUUGAGCGCUCGGCUGGGCGAGCCCUUUGGCGGCGCCAUGACGGCAGCUGGAAGUGGUCCGGGCUCAGAGCUGCUGGGCUUGCAGCUGCCGCCAUUGGGCCGACGCGGGCGACGCGCCUCGGCCGCCGCUGGCUUCCGCAAGCGCGGCGUGCUGUCCAAGGAACGUUCGCUCGACGAGCAGGCCAUCAGGCGACGCAAUCUGGAGGCGAAACGCACCAGUUGCGAUUCAUUGCCGUGGGGCGGCGAUGCGCUCGACUACCGACGCGGCACCAUAUUCGAGAGCCUCGAAUCGGAUCCCGCCUCCAGCUAUGAUCUGGAUGUGCGUAGCAUACGCAGCGCUGAGGUCUCCAGGCCGCGCGACGAUGACGAGACGCUGGAACCACUAGCCGUGGUCAGUGCUCUAAUACAGCCGAUGGCAACGCCAUCGUCGCCCCCUAUUACAACAGCCACGCCCACGCCCAUGCCAACGCCAACGUCUACGCCCAUGCCCCAACCCCAGCCACAGCCACAGACACAGCCACAGCCACAGCAACCACGGCGGCCCUUUGGCUGGUCACAGUCGGUGGAUCAAGGCUGCCUGCUUGGCCCCGGUGGACGCAGCAGCUUGCUGCUCUCGGUGCCACGUUCGAUGCCCCCUCGCAGUCGCAGCGGCAGCACGAAGCAGCUCUUCAAGCAGCAGGCGCUCGAUGAGGACGCCGACAUGGAUGAGAACUCGCUGCUGUUGCCCGCCACGCAUCAGGCAGCAACAGUUGCUCCCAGCACCCACUCGGAGCACCCAACGGCAGCGGCAGCGGCAGCGGCAGCAGCAGCGAGCGACGUUGACGGCGACAUCGAUGUCGUCGACGUCAGCAGCGCAGCGGGCCUAAGCAAAUCCGAUUCAGCGGACAUCAUGCGCAUCAUCAGCGAGCGCAGACGCAUGGAUCAGCGGGAUCAGUGCGGCAACGAGGACAGCGACUACAAUGAGCUCCUGCUGGUCAAGUCGCCGCAAUCCUCAACGGACUAAGCGCUCACUCUCGUCUGUCUCUCUCUCCCUCUCUUUCUUUCUCUUUCUCUCUCUCUCUGUCACACACACAAACACACUGUAAAGCAGGCCUUACUAUAAGUAAUUUUAAGCACUAUCGAUAAACGAUAACACGAUAACACGAAGCUAGCCUGUUAGCAUAAGCAUAUAUCCCCGUCCCCCACCCUCUCACAAUCUCUAAAUUAGAUCGAUAAACGAUAACAAAUACCCAGAAGCACACAUAUAUCAAUAUCACUCUCAGUCAAUCACACAAUUCUUUUACAGAGAGACACGCACGACAGAAAGAUAAGCACUAUCGAUAAACGAUAACAUCAAGCAAGCCCAUAUACAUAUAUAUAUCCCGCCACUAUCACAAAUUUAUUCAACAACUGUCUCCCUCUCUCUCACACAUACCUUAAAGCAGGCUUGCCGCGAGAGUAUUUCCCGAGCAUUUAAAGAUUAUCGAUAAGUCGAUAACACAUAGCAAGCCUGUUAGCAGAAAUACUUAUAUCUUUCUCUCACUCUCUGACGUGCUCUCGCUGACAUAGAGGCUUGCUAAAAGAGAGUUCCAUGCGCAUUUAAGCAUUAUCGAUAGGUCGAUAAAUAAUUUACGGUAUAAACAGAAGCAAGUCUGUUGGCAUGCACAAGCAUCUCCCCCUCUCAUACACUCUCUCACUCACACUAUAACUUUAGGGAAUUUUCCAAGUGCUCAGUUUGAAGAAGGCAAACGAAACCGGAAGAAAUAAUAAGAAGAAAAAGAAAGAAACAGAAACUAAAGCGUUAGCUCUUAGGCAAUAACGAUUAACGAUAAACAUUACUCACUAGAGUAUAGGCGUUUAACUGUAACUAUAAAUGUAACUGUAACUCUACAAACUAACUGUAACGAUAACGAUAACGGUAACGGUAAUGGUAACGAUAACGAUAACGAUAACGAUAACAAUUACGAUAGCUACUCAUCGAGCGUUCUCUACCAAAAACAAAACAAACAACAACUUGUCAACUGUUUUUAGUGCAAUCUACGGUUUUCAUAAGUUUAGCAGAAACAAAAACAAAUUUGAAAAGAAAAACAUAAAAAAUACUACAAAUAUACCACAAAAUUAAGAAUACUAAACCAAAAUCGUUGCUUAGAGCGUUUUCCGUUUCAACCACAACAAGUUACAAG